AACACACCCCAAAGUACGAGCCUCACAGCCGGACCAGACUCCAGCCAGGGUGCGUUGUACUGCGAGUAUCUGAGGUUUGCACUUCAACUGGGAGCAAGUCACAGGAGACAAGGAGUCAGCUUCUCUUCUCUAGGCUGUUCUAACCUGUCCAGGCUCACGACUUCUAGGUCUCUAAGUUUGAGAGGGCAGACAUCCUGGGUGCCACAGCUAACCAGGGAGUGUACCCCAGAAUGGGGGGCCCCGAGAAAGCCAAGGGCAGGAACUUUCCAUGGCACCUCCCUCGUUCAAGGCCCCUGGUCACUUGCUGCCAGUUUUGGUCUGUGAGCUCUGCCUCUCUGGUGAAGGCAGGCAGUGGCAGGACAGGACACUGGCCCCAUUGCCGGUAAGGAUGCCACCCUCAGGGGUGGAGGAGGCGACCCCAGGUCUGGUGGAUUUUCUGCAGAGGCCGUCAGAGGACGCCUGGAGGAGGCAAAGUGGCUCCGCCACUGGGCUGGGCUGGGCUGGGCUGGUAGAUAUGGGGCCCAGACUUCCCUGGAAGUUUCAUUCCCGCUGUAGCUCCUUGCCGACUGUCCUUCUGCCUCUAAGUGUCCAGCUUGCCUGCAGGAGGUUGCUGCAAGCUGUCAGCUCUGUUGGGAAGCGACCUCAGUCGCUCUGCUUUUGUUCCGGGGAAUAAGCAUAUCUCUGCAACAUUUGACCUGGGCGCUCACCCGCUGGUUAUCGGCUGUCCUGCCAGUGUGUGGGGGCUGGGCAGAGGGCAGAGGCCCGGGGUCCCAGCUCUCCCUGUGGCCUGGCUUGGCCAUUUAAGCCGCCUGCCCACACUCGCUGUCACUCAUACACAAACUAGGCCUGCAGCUGGGCUCACCCCGGGAGCUCCUGAAGAAGCCACACGGGCCUCAGAAAGCUGUGGGGCCUUGAGGACUGCCCCUCAUGCCCCUGUGAGCCAGCUUUUCUUCUCGGACGUCUCUUCUUUCUUCUACUACAUUCUCUGAAACAGUCUUUCUCUUAAUAAAUCAUAGUGUUUUAUGUUUUAGGUCAUAGAUGUGUUUUAUUUGUUUUUUUUUUCCUAAACGAUUAUAUUUAAGUUCUUUUUAUUUCAUGUUCUAGGUUUUAAGGUUUUUCUAAUUUCUUAAUUUUUUUGUUGUUUUUUUGUUUUGUUUUUUGUUUUUAUGUACUGUAUUUUCAGUGUUUUAACCAAACAGUUGUGGCUACUGUGGUGAGGAAUGACCGCUAAGAGUUUGGGUUCUUUGCAUUUGGAGGUCACUGCUACACGUUGAUGUUUAGGAGGUUGAGAGGUUUGCCUUUAGGACCCCGAACCCCCUCCUGAGGCCAUGCACCUCCUCGGCACCAUGAAAGAGGGUAGCAGGGGCUGAGGGAGCUGCCGCCCAGAGCCACUCAGGGUGUCCCAACGACGAGAUGUCCGAGUCGGGCCAGUCCUCGGUGGCUGCCACGCCCAGCACCACAGGCACCAAGUCCAACACGCCCACAUCCUCUGUGCCCUCGGCCGCGGUCACGCCCCUCAAUGAAGGAAUGCAGCCCCUGGGGGACUACAGCGCCGGCACCAAGAACAACAGCCAGCGGGCUCGGGAGAAGCGCAACAGCCGCAACAUGGAGGUCCAGGUCACGCAGGAGAUGCGGAAUGUCAGCAUAGGCAUGGGCAGUAGUGACGAGUGGUCUGAUGUUCAAGAUAUUAUCGACUCCACCCCAGAGUUGGACAUGAGUCGGGAGCCCCGCUUGGACCGCACGGGCAACAGCCCGACCCAGGGGAUCGUGAACAAGGCUUUCGGCAUCAACACUGACUCUCUGUACCACGAGCUGUCGACUGCGGGGUCCGAGGUCAUUGGGGAUGUGGACGAAGGGGCCGACCUGCUAGGAAUGGGCAAGGAAGUGGGGAAUCUGCUGCUGGAGAACUCUCAGCUUCUAGAAACCAAAAACGCGCUGAACGUGGUGAAGAACGACCUCAUCGCCAAGGUGGACCAGCUGUCUGGGGAGCAGGAGGUGCUGAAGGGGGACUUGGAAGCUGCCAGGCAGGCCAAACUCAGGCUGGAGAGCCGCGUCAAGGACCUGGAGGAGGAGUUGAGGAGAGUGAAGUCAGAGGCCAUCGUUGCCCGCCGUGAACCCAAAGAAGAGGUGGAGGAUGUAAGCAGCUAUCUCUGUACAGAAUUGGACAAGAUCCCCAUGGCGCAGCGCCGCCGCUUCACGCGGGUAGAGAUGGCUCGCGUGCUCAUGGAGCGCAACCAGUACAAGGAGCGGUUGAUGGAGCUGCAGGAGGCCGUGCGGUGGACCGAAAUGAUCAGAGCAUCCCGAGAGCACCCGUCUGUCCAGGAGAAGAAGAAGUCCACCAUCUGGCAGUUCUUCAGCCGCCUCUUCAGCUCCUCCUCCAGCCCCCCUCCUGCCAAGCGGUCCUACCCCUCAGUGAACAUCCAUUACAAGUCGCCCACCACGGCCGGCUUCAGCCAGCGCCGCAGCCAUGCCAUGUGCCAGAUCUCUGCCGGCAGCCGGCCCCUGGAGUUCUUCCCCGAGGACGACUGCACGUCCUCCGCCCGGCGGGAGCAGAAGCGCGAGCAGUACCGCCAGGUGCGCGAGCACGUGCGCAACGACGACGGGCGGCUGCAGGCCUGCGGCUGGAGCCUGCCGGCCAAGUACAAGCAGCUGAGUCCCAACGGGGGCCAGGAGGACACACGGAUGAAGAACGUGCCUGUGCCCGUGUACUGCCGCCCUCUGGUGGAGAAGGACCCCACCAUGAAGCUGUGGUGUGCCGCGGGCGUCAACUUGAGUGGCUGGAAACCCAGUGAUGACGACUCUGGGGAGGGAGUCAAGGCUGCGCCAGGCCGUGACCCUCUGACCUGCGACCGAGAAGUGGAAGGAGAGACCAAGAGCAACCACACGUCUCCCGAGAAGAAGAAGCAGGCCAAGGAGCUCCCUGAGACGGACGCCACCUCCAGCCGGGUGUGGAUCCUCACCAGCACCCUGACCACCAGCAAAGUGGUGAUCAUCGAUGCCAACCAGCCGGGCACUGUCGUGGACCAGUUUACCGUCUGCAACGCCCACGUCCUGUGCAUCUCCAGCAUCCCUGCGGCCAGCGACAGCGACUAUCCUCCGGGAGAGAUCUUCCUGGACAGUGACAUGAACCCUGAGGACUCCAGUGCGGACGGCGUGCUGGCUGGCAUCACCCUGGUGGGCUGUGCCACCCGCUGCAAUGUGCCACGCAGCAACUGCUCCUCCCGAGGGGACACCCCAGUGCUGGACAAGGGCCAGGGGGAGGUGGCUGCUGUCGCCAAUGGCAAGGUCAACCCAUCUCAGUCCACGGAGGAGGCCACAGAGGCCACUGAGGUGCCAGACUCUGGGCCCAGUGAGGCAGACGCAGCUGCAGUGCGGCCCGGGCCCCUCACAGAGCACGUCUUCAUGGACCCGGCCCCCGCGCCACCCCCUAGUGCCCAGCCUGGCAGUGAGAACGGGCCGGAGGCCGAUGCAAGUGGGGUACAGCCAGAGCCGGAGCCCAGUGGAGCCCCCGCGGGAGCCAGCAGCAGUGCCGCACCCACCAUGUGGCUGGGAACCCAGAACGGCUGGCUCUACGUGCACUCUGCUGUGGCCAACUGGAAGAAAUGUCUGCACUCCAUCAAGCUGAAGGACUCGGUGCUGAGCCUGGUGCACGUGAAAGGCCGAGUGCUGGUGGCUCUGGCAGACGGGACUCUGGCCAUCUUCCAUAGAGGCGAAGAUGGCCAGUGGGACCUGAGCAACUAUCACCUGAUGGACCUGGGCCACCCCCACCACUCCAUCCGCUGCAUGGCCGUCGUGUACGACCGCGUGUGGUGCGGCUACAAGAACAAGGUGCACGUCAUCCAGCCCAAGACCAUGCAGAUCGAGAAGUCAUUUGACGCCCACCCGAGGCGGGAGAGCCAGGUGCGGCAGCUGGCGUGGAUUGGCGACGGGGUGUGGGUGUCCAUCCGCUUGGACUCCACGCUGCGGCUCUACCACGCCCACACCCACCAGCACCUGCAGGACGUCGACAUCGAGCCCUAUGUCAGCAAGAUGCUGGGCACAGGCAAGCUUGGCUUCUCCUUCGUGCGCAUCACGGCCCUGCUCAUCGCGGGCAAUCGCCUGUGGGUGGGCACCGGCAACGGGGUCGUCAUCUCCAUCCCGCUGACCGAGACCGUGGUCCUGCACCGAGGCCAGCUUCUGGGGCUCCGAGCUAACAAGACAUCCCCCACGUCCGGGGAGGGGGCCCGCCCAGGGGGCGUCAUCCAUGUGUAUGGCGACGACAGCAGUGACAAAUCAGCCAGCAGCUUCAUUCCCUACUGCUCCAUGGCCCAGGCCCAACUCUGCUUCCACGGGCACCGUGACGCAGUCAAGUUCUUUGUCUCAGUGCCAGGGAACGUGUUGGCCACGCUCAACGGCAGCGUGCUCGACAGCCCGUCAGAGAGCCCCGGGCCGGCUGCCCCCUGCUCAGACGCCGAGGGCCAGAAGCUGAAGAACGUGCUGGUGCUGAGCGGCGGGGAGGGCUACAUCGACUUCCGUAUCGGCGACGGGGAGGACGACGAGACAGAGGAGAGCGCAGGGGACGUGAGCCAGGUGAAGCCCAUGCUGUCCAAGGCUGAGCGCAGCCACAUCAUCGUGUGGCAGGUGUCCUACAGCCCCGAGUGAGGCUGUGCCCACCCCGCCCGCCCGCCCCGCCCGCGGCCAGCCUGUACAUACGACCCCGCCCGCCUGCCCACUGCCCGCCCCCAGGCAGCCAGGCGCCUGUCCGCCCCUUUUCUCACCUCUCAAGCUGCAGCUUUCACCUUAGCCCAGGCCUCUCCGCGAGCUGCCAGGGAGCAGCAGCGGGUCUGGCUGGGAAGGCAGCGGCAAUCAGGUGGCCUUCUCACCAGGGAGGGGCACCUCUCGGACACCCUUUCCCCAGCAGCUCCUGGCUGGCACCCAGCCCAAAGUCCUCAAGUCCCCAGGGCACUUCAGGGCCAGAGCGAGGCAGAAUCCUGGGGUGCGUUGGGCUGGGGGAAGCCCUGCAGGUGGCUCCCAGCUCCCCCCCGUGGUCCCCACCCCUGUCACUCACUCCCAGGACCCCAGGGUGGGAAGCAGAGACUUCACCCUACCAAGUCUUCCCACCCUGAGCCCACUUGCCUGCUGCCCUCGGGGUAAGGGUCCGACCUUAAGGGAGCCAGCCAGCUGCUAGCCUUCCCUGGGUCCCCCCACCCCGAUCCUUGCUGCCCCAGAAACUGGCAUGAAAGCACGUAACCAGGCUCUCGGGGGCAGCUGCUUGAGAGGACAGGCAGAUGCCCUCACCCUGCUCGAGCCCCCUGAUCCUUCUUGUGGCAGAUCUCACCGGCCCUCACUGACCCGUCUGUCCCGUCAUCCCCCCACCCCCCACCCCCCACGGCCACUGUCCCUGGGCAAAAGACCCACCUUAUAGGAGCAGGCCCUGGAGUCCUGCCCCUCCCGGAAGCCCCUAGGGUGGAAUUUCUCAGGCUGUCAGGGCAGGCCCAGGCCUCAGGAAGAAGGGGAGGCCACUGGCCUCUCCUGGGGUCAGUCCUAGGACGCAGGCUAAGCCUCAGGGUGACACGGAAGGUGUGUUCCAGGGCCUGCCUCCCGCGGGGUCUCCAAGAAGCCCAGCUCCCAAGACACACUACUAAGUGCCUAGGGCUAGAGGUGUGGCUGGCUCCCUUGAGGGCGGCUGGCACGGGCUGUAGAGCAGAAGCCCAAAGGGCUAAGGACAGGAGCCGCCUCCAGCUGGCUCUAGGCGUGCAUGCCCUGCUCUGAGGGGCGCCGCCCUGGACCGCCGCUGCCUCCACCUGCCCGGCCCAGGCCUUGCUCCUGCUCCCAGAGGCACUGAUGAGGGCAGCCCCAGGCCCUGCUGCCCACCCACCUCCUCCCGCCAGAGAAGCACAGAUCUUGGGCAGCCAUCUCAUGAGCCCAGCUGGACACCACGGCAGCCAGUGCAGCUGCAGGCUUCCCACCGCCCUACCACUCUCCACUGUGAUGUCAUCAGGUCCCUUGUCUGUUCCCACAGGGCCGUGAAGUGACUCGGGGGUUAGUGAGGUGGGUGCAGUGGGGGAAGGGGCUGGGUGACGAUUCUCCUCAGGCUUUGGCCCUGCAAGCGAACCCACGUAUCUGCUCUGUAUGUAAUACAUGUCUUAAUAUCGUACCUGU
Messenger RNA from Diceros bicornis minor, 6141 nucleotides. It is a transcript of the gene MAPK8IP3, whose product is annotated as mitogen-activated protein kinase 8 interacting protein 3. Lineage: Eukaryota; Metazoa; Chordata; Mammalia; Perissodactyla; Rhinocerotidae. The transcript is spliced from 27 exons. The record is from RefSeq and is a predicted model, not a curated record. Gene Ontology annotation, biological process: vesicle-mediated transport. Bases 1414 to 4641 code for a protein of 1075 amino acids. Gene Ontology annotation, molecular function: JUN kinase binding; kinesin binding; signaling receptor complex adaptor activity. Gene Ontology annotation, cellular component: cytoplasm.